Messenger RNA from Hibiscus syriacus, 2510 nucleotides. Its product is annotated as potassium transporter 7-like. The record is from RefSeq and is a predicted model, not a curated record. Bases 81 to 2126 code for a protein of 681 amino acids. Gene Ontology annotation, molecular function: potassium ion transmembrane transporter activity. Gene Ontology annotation, cellular component: vacuolar membrane; plant-type vacuole. Lineage: Eukaryota; Viridiplantae; Streptophyta; Magnoliopsida; Malvales; Malvaceae. Gene Ontology annotation, biological process: potassium ion transmembrane transport. The transcript has 10 exons.
AGGCCGGCGGCAGUAGUGGCGAAGGUUCAUCAUCGGAGAGAGGAGGAGGAGAGAUCAGCAGAGGAGUAGGAUCAGGCUCGAUGGAUUCGUUGGAAUCUCGUUGGGUGUUCCGAGGCAAAGACGAAUCUAAGAUCGAGGACGAGGAAGACAAUACAGAUGUGUCGUAUGGAGCUGGAGUAGAUUCUGAAGACGAGGAUAGUCCGGUGCAGUGUUUGAUUCGUACCGAACCGCUUGUUGAUUCUUUCGACGUCGAAGCUCUCGAAGUCCAUGGCGCACAUAGAAGUGACUACGAGGACUUUGGUAUAGGAAGGAGAAUAAUACAUGCGUUUCAGACUCUUGGUGUUGUAUUUGGUGAUGUUGGAACUAGUCCUUUAUAUACGUUUAGUGUGAUGUUUAGCAAGGCACUUAUCAACGGAGAUGAAGAUGUUAUUGGGGCACUAUCACUAGUUCUAUACACUUUACUCGUGAUUCCUCUUGUCAAAUAUGUCCUUAUCGUUCUUUGGGCUAAUGAUGAUGGUGAAGGUGGUACUUUUGCGUUGUACUCAUUAAUUUGUCAGCAUGCUAAGGUCAGUCUUCUCCCGAAUCAGGUUCCAUCAAAUACCCGGAUAUCUGGCUUCAUGCUAAAGGUGACGUCUCUUGAGCUCGAGAGAUCACUUAAAAUAAAGGAAAGACUAGAGACUUCAUUGACUCUGAAGAAACUUCUUCUGAUGUUAGUGCUUGCUGGCACUUCUAUGGUGAUAGCUGAUGGGAUUGUUACCCCAGCAAUGUCAGUUAUGUCUGUUGUUGGCGGUCUGAAGGUUGGAGUUGGUGCAAUUGAACAAAAUGAAGUGGUGAUGAUAUCAGUUGCCUUUCUUGUAAUUUUGUUCAGUGUACAGAAGUUUGGAAAAAGUCAAGUAGGACUUGCUGCAGGCCCUGCUUUGUUCAUAUGGUUUUGUUCUUUAGCAGGCAUUGGAAUUUACAAUCUUGUUAAGCAUGAUGCAAGGGUCUUGAGGGCAUUUAAUCUUGUUCACAUCUAUUUAUACUUCAAGAGAAACUCAGUUAAUGUGUGGUAUGCGCUUGGAGGUUGUCUUUUAUGCGCAACAGGGUCUGAAGCAAUGUUUGCAGACCUUUGCUACUUUUCCGUACGAUCAAUUCAGCUGACAUUUGUCUUUCUCGUAUUGCCUUGCCUAUUGUUGGGUUAUCUGGGUCAAGCAGCAUACCUUAUAGGAAAUCAUAACGGUGCUGAGCAUGCUUUCUUUUCUUCAAUUCCUAGUGGUGCGUUUCAGCCAGUUUUAUUGAUAGCUAAUAUUGCCGCCUUGAUUGCUAGCCGAGCAAUGACAACAGCAACAUUUUUGUGCAUAAAGCAAUCAUCUGCUCUUGGUUGUUUCCCUCGUCUUAAAAUCAUUCACACAUCUAAAAGGUUCAUGGGUCAGAUCUAUAUUCCUGUCAUAAACUGGUUCUUGCUGGGAGUUUGCCUGGUCAUGGUUUGCUCCAUCUCAAGCAUUAACGAGAUUGGAAAUGUGUACGGUAUAGCCGAGCUUGGAGUGAUGAUGAUGACCACUAUUUUAGUCACAAUUGUCAUGCUUCUAAUAUGGCAGAUGCACAUCAUAAUUGUGCUGAGCUUUGUGAUCUUCUUCCUGGGUUUUGAAUCGACAUUUUUCUCCUCAAUUUUAUGGAGUGUGCCAGAUGGAAGUUGGAUAAUAUUGGUCUUCGGCGUCAUAAUGUUUGUCAUUAUGUGGAUCUGGAAUUAUGGUAGCAAGCUCAAGUAUGAAACUGAAGUGACGCAAAAACUGCCAAUGGAUUUGAUGCGAGAAUUGGGCUGCAACCUUGGGACAAUCAGAGCUCCUGGUAUCGGUUUGCUUUAUAAUGAGCUGGCUAAAGGAGUACCGGCUAUAUUCGGUCAGUUCAUAACCACACUCCCCGCUAUCCACUCCAUGAUCAUCUUUGUCUGCGUUAAGUAUGUCCCUGUUCCCGUGGUGCCUCAGAAUGAAAGAUUCUAUUUCAGGCGACUCUGCCCCAAAAGUUACCAUAUCUUUCGGUGUAUUGCCAGGUAUGGUUACAAGGACGUUCGUAAGGAAAAUCACCAAGUGUUUGAGCAGCUGCUGAUUGAUAGUCUUGAGAAGUACAUUCGUCGGGAAGCACAGUAAAGGCAAUUGGAAAGCGACGGUGACGAAGAUGCAGAGUCUGAGGAGGAUACGUCUUUCUCGAGAGUUCUCGUGACUCCAAAUGGAAGUGUUUACUCGCUUGGUGUUCCUCUUCUGGCUGAGUACGGUGGCUCUAAUAAUUCCAUUUCAGAAGCAAGCACCUCUGAGAGGGUAGUAAAGCCCGAUUCCGAUGCAGGUCCAACGGCAUCUGAUGCCGAGCAGAGUCUAGAAAGGGAACUAUCUUUUAUACGAACAGCUAAAGAAUCCGGAGUUGUUUAUCUUCUCGGUCAUGGAGACAUAAGGGCGAGAAAAGAUUCAUGGUUUAUAAAGAAACUGGUUAUAAAUUACUUUUAUGCUUUCUUGAGAAAGAACUGCAGGAGGGGUACC